Penicillium mononematosum is the source of this 603-nucleotide messenger RNA. RefSeq lists its product as uncharacterized. The coding region runs from base 1 to 603 and encodes 200 amino acids. The transcript has 3 exons. The record is from RefSeq and is a predicted model, not a curated record. Lineage: Eukaryota; Fungi; Ascomycota; Eurotiomycetes; Eurotiales; Aspergillaceae.
AUGGCUGUACCUGGUUUCAAAGAUGUUCCUGAUCUUACUGGAAUCUGGGUAUUGAACCGAAAGCUUUCAACCGAUCCAGAUGAACUUUUCGUCUUGCAAGGCGUACCUUGGGUUGUCCGAAAGGUCUUGCGACACGCCCGGCUUUCAUUGCAGAUCCACCAGACCACUUCACUAUCCAAGGAAAGCACAUGCAUAGAUGCAAGCUCCAAAAGUUCUGAUUUGGCCGACAAUUUGAAACUAGUCACAACUCUUCAUAUGACACAAACUGUCCACCCAGGGGGCUUUGACAGCAAAGGAAGUUACUCGGUCGACGGAACUCCGCAAGACGUUUCGCUGCCUAUCUUCGGAGAUGUUCAGAUGCAACUCCAAUUUAUUGACAGAUCUGAUAUACUGGAAGAUUCCAUUCGUCAAACCCUGGAGGCGGCUAGCUUGAGCGACAAGGUCAUUCAAGAAUUGGCCCACAAUGCUUCAAAGGGAUGGGACGCGGAAGUGAUUUGGGGAUUUGAAGAGCUCGAGGGAAAGAAAUGUAUGACACGGAACAUUAACACGACCAAGGAUGAGAAGAAGGUGAUUGCUAAGAUGGUUUAUGAUGGUCCAAAUUAG